Messenger RNA from Lasiosphaeria miniovina, 783 nucleotides. RefSeq lists its product as uncharacterized. The transcript has 3 exons. The record is from RefSeq and is a predicted model, not a curated record. Gene Ontology annotation, cellular component: mitochondrion. NCBI's taxonomy places the organism in Eukaryota, Fungi, Ascomycota, Sordariomycetes, Sordariales, Lasiosphaeriaceae. The coding region runs from base 1 to 783 and encodes 260 amino acids. Gene Ontology annotation, biological process: autophagy of mitochondrion.
AUGGCCGCGAGAGGACCCGCUGUGCUCAAGUUUGUCGGCACCGUGUCGCUAGGCCUCCUGACGUUCAAUGCCGCCACCACCAUCCCUAGCCGUCAUCCGUCCGACCUGCCGGCAACAGCCGUGCUUGCCCACGUCGAUGGCAAUGGCCUAUCGUACACGCUGUCGACUCUCACGAUCCCGACGCUGCUGGGCCUGCCGUCGGCCAGCGCGGCCGUCGGCGCCUUCGACUCGCUUACCGCGUCCGCUAAGAAGCACCUGCACACGCUGACAACCGUCUCGGCGUCGGCCUUCACGCUCGCCUACCUGCUGUCGCCGCGCGCCGCCCGCCACCCAUACCUCAUCUACACGUCGAUCCUCGUGCUCGGUUCGCGCCUGGCCAUCUCCGACCUCGCGGCCCCAUACCUAUCUCUCGGCCCCGCGCCAGCCUCAUCAUCAUCCUCCUCAUCCGCCGCCGCCGCUGCCGCCGCCCGUAAGCAGAAGAAGAACCGCGCCGCUGCCGCUGCUGCUGCAGCCCGCGCGCGCAUGGAGGCUAGCUACGAGGUGCUGCACGCGGCCUCGGACGAGGCGGCCAGCGAGGAGGGCACCACGGGCUCGGACGACGCCGCGGAAGCAGACGACGAGACUCUUAACGGCGAGGAGGUGCGCGUCAAGGUCGAGGCCUUCCUCAAGAAGCAGAUGGUGCAGACGACGGUAGCCGGGCUGGCGUUCGCCAUGGCCGUCGUGGGCAUCUGGGGCGACGGCGUCGCGACGCUGUACAAGGAGGCGUUCAUCAUUGAGCUGUAG